AUGUCUUCAGAUCAACGGUACAAGAACGUCUCGGAGAACACAGUGUAUGUAGAAGGACUGCCAUUCAGCUGGACAGAGGAGGAUAUAUAUAAUCACUUCAAAGAGUGCGGUCAGAUCCUUAGUGUCCGUGCACCGAAAUGGGAAGAUAGUGGACGGCUGAGGGGAUACGCCCAUGUCACUUUGGCUGACGAAAGUGCUUUCGCCGAGGCCCUUAAACUGGAUGGAUCUAAGGCUUGGGCAGGAGGCAGUGCACGACAACGCUGGCUUAAGGUCACUGCGGCAAUGUCUGGCAGCAACUCUGGUGCAUCUACCAGCUGGUCACCGAAACAAGUCGAUGAGAAAGCCAAGAUCCUCUUCGUGAAGAACAUUCCAUAUGACAUUUCGGAGGUAGAGAUUUCUAAGCUCUUCAGCACUAUGGGGGACGUCGAGAAUGUCCGUGUGGUCACUGCUGGACCGGAUCGUCGGAAUAAGGGUUUCUGCUACGUCACGUUCGAAGCUGCUGGUGUGGUACGACGGAUAUGCGCGCGGAAGGAGCCUUGGAAGCUGAAGGGAAGGGUGCUGCAGCUUGACGUGGAUGAUGGCAGCGGUUUACGGUCUGGAUUCCAUUACCGUGCCGAGGCGUAUGAGACGGGUCAUGGGAGGAAGGUGAAGCGCCAAUACGCUGUUGAGGAGGAGGAGGCCGUCGAGAAGGCCCCAAAGAAGAAGGCUAAGAAAAGCAAGAAAGCAGCCAGGCCCGAGGUUGAGGGAAUCACUGUCACCAAGAAGUCUCUGUUGGAUGAUUGAACUCAGUCAUUUACCCCACUGCUGACUUACCAGCCUUACGAUAGUCUCU
This is a messenger RNA of Perkinsus marinus ATCC 50983, 832 nucleotides long. RefSeq lists its product as hypothetical. NCBI's taxonomy places the organism in Eukaryota, Perkinsozoa, Perkinsida, Perkinsidae. The record is from RefSeq and is a predicted model, not a curated record. Gene Ontology annotation, molecular function: RNA binding. Bases 1 to 783 code for a protein of 260 amino acids. The transcript is spliced from 7 exons.